Molecule: messenger RNA, 465 nt
Organism: Suillus paluster
Lineage: Eukaryota; Fungi; Basidiomycota; Agaricomycetes; Boletales; Suillaceae
Product: 1,3-beta-glucan synthase component-domain-containing protein
Exons: 3
Coding region: 1-465 (154 amino acids)
Biological process (GO): (1->3)-beta-D-glucan biosynthetic process
Cellular component (GO): 1,3-beta-D-glucan synthase complex; membrane
Molecular function (GO): 1,3-beta-D-glucan synthase activity
Source: RefSeq, a predicted model, not a curated record
AUGGCGCAUCAGUGCGAAUUUCCUCCUGAUCGCAGAUAUUGGGAACAGGGCCCUCAAUUACAGAGACUGUACUCUAAGGAUUUUUGCCUUCAAUCUCUUGACAGUGACCUCCACUACUCUGCUACUAUCAUGCACAUUGAGGUGACAAGUCCGUCACCAAUUUGCAGGGACCCCAUCCCCAUCCUUCAUUUCAUGUGUUUCAUUGUUCCUCGCUACUCUGAGAAGAUUCUACUCAGCUUGCAUGAAAUCAUCCGCGAAGAAGACCAGAACAUGCGUGCGACGUUGCUCGAGUACCUGAAGCAGCUCCACUCUGUUGAAUGGGACAACUUCAUGAAGGACCCGAAGAUCCUUGCAGGGGAGAGCGAACCAGUGGAUAGGACGGGUUCGAUCAAUGAGAAGCAUAUGAGCAACAAAGCGGACGACCUGCCGUUCUACUGCAUUGGUUUCAAGACAUCGAGCCCAUAA